Molecule: messenger RNA, 1784 nt
Organism: Peromyscus californicus insignis
Lineage: Eukaryota; Metazoa; Chordata; Mammalia; Rodentia; Cricetidae
Gene: Laptm4b
Product: lysosomal protein transmembrane 4 beta
Exons: 7
Coding region: 199-882 (227 amino acids)
Cellular component (GO): lysosomal membrane
Source: RefSeq, a predicted model, not a curated record
CCUCGCGUCGCCGCGGUCUUCGAGCUCAGUGUCCCGCCGCAGCCGCCGCUCGGAGCUCGGGCAGCGCGGAGCCAGGGGCCGGGCGAACGGGUCGGGCGUCGGAGCGGCCAAGGAGAGGGGCCGCAGCAGCCGACCGGGCCAGCGGGGCCGGGACCCGAGCGGACGAGGCUCUUGCAAACUUGUGCGCGCGUCGGAGCGAUGAAGAUGGUCGCGCCCUGGACGCGGUUCUACUCCCACAGCUGCUGCCUGUGCUGCCAUGUCCGCACCGGCACCAUCCUGCUGGGCGUCUGGUACCUGAUCAUCAAUGCUGUGGUCCUGCUGAUUCUCCUGAGCGCCCUGGCAGAUCCCGAUCAGUAUCACUUUUCAAGCUCUGAACUUGGAGGGGAAUUUGAGUUCAUGGAUGAUGCCAAUAUGUGCAUUGCUAUCGCAAUCUCUCUCCUCAUGAUCCUGAUAUGUGCAAUGGCUACUUACGGAGCAUACAAGCAACAUGCUGCGUGGAUCAUCCCAUUCUUCUGUUACCAGAUCUUUGAUUUUGCCCUGAAUACCUUGGUUGCGAUCACCGUGCUUGUCUAUCCAAACUCCAUUCAGGAGUACAUACGACAGCUGCCUCCCAGUUUCCCCUACAGAGAUGACAUAAUGUCCGUGAAUCCUACGUGUUUGGUCCUUAUUAUUCUUCUGUUUAUCAGCAUUAUUUUGACAUUUAAGGGUUACUUGAUAAGCUGUGUUUGGAGCUGCUACCGAUACAUCAAUGGCAGGAACUCCUCUGAUGUCCUGGUGUAUGUUACCAGCAAUGACACCACGGUGCUUCUGCCUCCGUACGAUGAUGCCACUGCUGUGACUGGCACUGCCAAGGAGCCACCGCCACCUUACGUGUCUGCCUGAACCAGAUGGAGGAUCGAGGACAGCAGAUUGAGUCGGGAGCUGCCUGGACGAUCCUGCUGUGAUGUCACUUCCAAGAGGAGCUCUUUGAGCCUGUGUGUUGUUCCCACGUUUUACAAGUAGAUGUUAAGUUGAAGACUCUGUUUGAAACAUACGCUGUAGCUAGAGCACCAGAAUAGCUGUAGAUUUUGGUGGGGCUGGGGUGUAAUGAGCUCCGUUAGUCUUUCCCAGAACUGUAGAUGGCUUUCCCAGAGGCUGGUUUGUAGCUGCCUGGCCCCACAGCUGGGCACUCAGUCACACUGUUUCUCUCCAUUCCUUCUGACUCUCUUGAAAGUAUAAAGUGAAUUAGAUAAUACUUAAACCAUUCCAGUUAUAGAACAAACCCUAAUACAAAUAUUAAUUACUCUAAUACAUAUGCGAUAUAAGAAUUUCCCUGCUGUCCCAGAAUUCAGUGAUAUUCUGAGUUUGCUGGUCAAGGAUUUACUUUGUGCUAAAUAAAGACUGGGGAGUAAUGCCAGUGAGAGCAGGAACCUGCUGCCCAGGGGUCUGUUGUCCUGGGCUGGCUUGCUUGGCACUGAAGCACCCACUUUGCCCCAGCAAAUCUCUUGCUGUAUCAAGUAGAACUGCCCAUGUGUGUUUGUCUAGAAGUAUAGAAAAGGGUUUCACCCUCUCUCCUUGCAAGAUGCAUCCUGCUUUGGGUAUUUUGAGUAUGUCUAAUCAUCUAUUAAAAUGUCAAGUGGUCUUCAGAAAGAUGAGGAAGAUCAUUCCCAUGUGGAAUGCUGUAAACUGAAUUGGAAACGAUGUUUAUGUCUCUGAAAGCGAGCGACUCUCCUGUGUGUUUCAAUGCUGAAUGUGCUGUACAUGAAGGUUUGGCAAUUAAAGUUUGUCUGCAUCCAAGCAAACGA